Mangifera indica (mango) is the source of this 1808-nucleotide messenger RNA. Its product is annotated as omega-hydroxypalmitate O-feruloyl transferase. NCBI's taxonomy places the organism in Eukaryota, Viridiplantae, Streptophyta, Magnoliopsida, Sapindales, Anacardiaceae. Gene Ontology annotation, molecular function: acyltransferase activity, transferring groups other than amino-acyl groups. The coding region runs from base 195 to 1691 and encodes 498 amino acids. The record is from RefSeq and is a predicted model, not a curated record. The transcript has a single exon.
GUACUGUUUGGAAAGCGUCUACUGUCAAUCCAAAAGUUGUUUUAUAAAGAAACAGGAACGUUGUUGUCCAGUAUCACAAAAAUGCCAAAUGGGAAAGUGAGAAAUAUCCGCCUGACAGAUCAUGGAAAGUAUCAGCAUCAACUGCACCAUACCAAGAAUUUUACUGAAUCACCAACAAAAUUUGAGGAUCCGCCAUGGAUGUAGAAGAUAAAGCAUCUUUACAUGUUAUAGAAACUUUAAUCCCCUACAAAUUCCAGUUAUUGGCAUGCUUCUUUCACCGCUCCUCCAUGGCUUCAUCUUCAUGGGUUAAAGAGCUUCGUUUCAUGCAGCUGAAGGUCCCUUUAAAGAUCCAUGAAUCGAUUUGGGUGAUGCCGGCUGGACCGACACCUGCUGCUACCGGCGACAGCCUCUACCUUUCAAACCUUGAUGAUAUUGUGGGUGCACGUGUCUUCACCCCAACCAUAUAUUUCUAUCGUUCCGGAGACUCCAGACGCCCUGUCAUGAAAACAUUACGGGGCGCUCUUGCCAAUGUUUUAGUUCCUUACUACCCUUUCUCUGGGAGGAUCAGAGAAACCAAUAAUGGCAAGUUGGAAGUGUUUUUUGGUCCUCAACAAGGUGCUCUUAUGAUUGAGGCUCACUGUGAAAUGGCCUUAGCCGAUCUUGGAGACCUUACAGUACCAAACCCAGCAUGGGCACCUCUGAUCUACAAGUUCCCCGAUGAAGAGCCAUACAAGAUUCUUGACAUGCCAUUAGUUAUAGCUCAAGUGACUCUUUUUAGCUGCGGUGGCUUCAGCCUUGGCCUUAGACUCUGCCAUUGCAUCUGUGAUGGCUUUGGUGCUAUGCAGUUCCUUAAUGCCUGGGCUGCCUCUGCAAAAGCUGGUAGACUGGUGGUAAAUCCUCAGCCUUGUUGGGACAGAGAAUUUUUCCGGCCUCGCCGCCCACCAAUUGUCAAGCACCCGCAUGUUGAAUACAUGAGAAUUGACGAAGGCUCAAGCCUAACAAUGAGUUUGUGGGAAACCAAGCCUGUUCAGAAAUGUUACAGAAUAAGCAGGGAGUUUCAAACUCACCUCAAAAUUCUAGCUCAACCAGAUGACAAUUUUCCCUGCACUACAUUUGAUGCAAUGGCUGCUCAUAUUUGGAGGUCAUGGGUGAAAGCCCUUGAUGUCAAGCCACUUAACUAUAAGCUUAGGCUCACAUUUUCUGUCAAUGCUCGCCAGAAGCUGAAAAACCCACCAUUGAAAGACGGUUUUUAUGGCAAUGUAGUUUGCGUGGCAUGCGCAAUGAGCACUGUAAAUGAGCUUGUAAAUGGGCAGCUCAAGUACACAACCCGUCUGGUUCGUGAAGCUAGACUGAGUGUGUCAGAGGAGUAUCUAAGAUCUACGGUGGAUUUCGUUGAAGUUGAGAGGCCAAGAAAGCUUGAAUUUGGAGGAAAAUUGACCAUAACUCAAUGGACUAGAUUUUCAAUUUAUGAGUCUGCGGAUUUUGGGUGGGGAAGGCCAAUUUAUGCUGGUCCAAUUGACCUUACUCCAACUCCACAGGUUUGUGUGUUCUUGCCUGAAGGAGAAGCUGAUCCUAAUGGAACCAUGGUGGUCUGCAUUUGCUUGCCUGAAUCUGCAACUGGUAAAUUUAUAGAGUUUCUAUGUUUGAAGAAUUCUUCUAGUUAUGGAAGUGUAAGCAAUGGCAGUUUAUAAGAUGCAAAUAAAUUAUCAUAUAUCUAGAUGCAUAUUUUGUUUUAAUCAUUCAGAUUUUGUCAAUUAGCCAUGACAUGAUGGCAUCAUUAAUCAAUAAUACUAUUCAGUCAUUUAAUA